Messenger RNA from Fusarium verticillioides 7600, 979 nucleotides. RefSeq lists its product as hypothetical. The record is from RefSeq and is a predicted model, not a curated record. The transcript has 2 exons. NCBI's taxonomy places the organism in Eukaryota, Fungi, Ascomycota, Sordariomycetes, Hypocreales, Nectriaceae. Bases 60 to 821 code for a protein of 253 amino acids.
CCCUCUUAUGAUAUGAAACAGCCAGCCACAUCAGCCCAGAGCCGCAGGUCACACUGAAGAUGAGCGACAAACCAGUUCUACUGUUCAUCCACGGAGCAUGGCAUCCCCCAAAAUGCUACGACGCCAUAAAAUCAGCCCUCACUAACCUCAACUACCAAUGCAUCAUCCCCAAGCUCCCCUCCGUAGGCCCUGAAAGUCACGGCGUAACAUGGGAAGCAGACAAAGUCAAGAUCAUCGAGACAGCAGAACCUUUCUUCUCCGAAGGUCGCGAAGUUGUUCUCAUCGCUCAUUCCUACGGCGGCAUUCCCGCAACUGCCGCGACUGAAGGCCAAGGCACGCAAGAUCGUGCGAAGCGCGGCUUGAAGGGUGGAUUCCACUCGAUCAUUUUCUUAGCUGCGUUUGCUGUCCCGGUCAAGGGCUGGGAUCUCAUUACGACGUUUGGUGGGGCUUAUCCGCCGUGGUUACAGGCUGGCGAGAAGUACACAAAGAAUCAAAUUACUAAAAUGGGGGAGGGAGCGAGGGAGAGUGUGUACAGUGGAUACAGGGAAGAAGCGAUAGAUAAAGCUUUGGAGUCUACGGAGCCGCAUUCCCAGGAUGCGUUUGAGACGAGUCUGGAUUUCAUCGCCUCGGAUAUCACUAUUCCGAAGACAUACAUCAUUUGCGAAAAUGAUCAGUUGAUUUUAUUGCCUCUUCAGGAAAAACUUGUGGAAUCAACGCCUGGGAUGAGGUCUGCAAGGCUGGCAGCAGGUCAUAGUCCGUUCGUGGAGAAGACGGAGGAGACAGCAGAACUGAUUGUGGACAUUGUUGAGGGUCGUGCGUAAAUAGAUUAGACUGAAUGAGUCAUUGAAUAGAAGCGAGACUAUCGGUCCUAAUUGACGAUGCCUGAGCUCGUCCUCGCAGGGCUGCAGUGUGUGUCAUAUCGGCCAACAUCCGUGCGGCUCCGCAGACUAACCCGCGGUCCCGCAUCAAGCUUCCGCAG